CAAGACGAGUGCAGCGGCUAGUGAGGCUCGAGUCGCGAGCGCAAUCGGUCUAGUGCGUCAGUCGGCCGCGUGUGCGUGAAAAUCGGCGCGUGUUAUUAUUUGUGAAAUUAGUGAAUUGAAUCUUAUCGGUUGAUGAACGAUCGAGGACAAUUACAAGUGGAUAUACUCGAAGAAGAAGAAAAACGAACAUCUGUGCGCUUCGGAAUCACUAAUCUUGCGAAAAAGAUUUCGACUGGAGCCCGCGACGAGAAAGAGAGAGAAAUUGAAUUCCGACGACACGACCAGAUGCGGGCUUUCAUCUCCAUUGAUCGCGCCGGGAACAGCCACAAGGCCGCGUGCGAUUAACAUCCAAAAAUGCAGCCCGCGAUCAUUCCGGUGAUCAUCAGGGUGUUUGGCGAGGGUGGCGCUGCCACGGACGUGCCCGUGACCCCUGAAACCACAUGCCGUGACCUGGUCGAGUGCACCAGAGACCCUGGAGAUGAAGACUGCUGCAUGGUCGAGCUGUGGCGCGAUUGUGAGCGAACGCUGCGUGAGGAUGACAGACCCCUGGAGAUUUUGCAGGAAUGGGGUUGCCACAGGGACGAAGUCAAGUUCGUCCUCCGCUACACCGUCGCCGCACCUGCCCAGCAGAGCAAGGCCCCGAGGAAAGUCACCGUGCGCAGCAGAAAACGAGGAGCUCGGAAUAAUUCACCGAGCAAUGGUGGAAUGAAGGAACCCGGACCUCUCUGUGAUUUGCUGCCGGAGGGGGCAGGAUUGACGCUGAGCGAGCUGCGCGAGAUGGCAGGUCGACAGCAGCGUCAGAUCGACUCGCAGCGGCAGUUGUUGGCCGCCAAGGAGCAAAGGUUGCUCUUCCUGAAGCAGCAGGACGCGCGCAGCCACGCGGCCGCCGCCGAGCAGGAGCGGCUGCGUCGCCUCCGCGCCAGGGUCGAGGCGCAGGAACUCAAGUUGCGAAAGCUGCGUGCCCUGCGAGGUCAGGUCGACCAGCAGCGCGGCUCAAACGGCGCCCUCACGUCCGACUUGGACUCGAUACGAGCUUUGUUCAAUGAGAAGGAAAAGGAGCUUUGCAUGGCCGUGGCCAAAGUGGAAGAGCUGACCCGGCAACUGGAGGAGGUCAAGAGGGGCCGCGCCGCCUCCGCCGGAGCCAACAACGCCAAUAAUGGACCCUCGGUGGCUGCUCUCGAAUUGGAGAAACUUCGCCGCGAAUUGAUGUACCGCAACAAACUAAAUGAGCAGCAGAGUCAAAAAUUGAGUCAGCAGCGGGACGCGAUCACGGCGAGACAUGACGAGAUGGCUCGGAUCGACGCUCGAAUCUCCGAGUUGCAGGAACGUCUGCACCGAAAACGCAUCCUGAACCAGCAGUUGGCGUCCCAGUUGGCGCAGCAACAGGCCGGCGGCCCUCAGGUGCUGAACCUGAACUCGGCGGCGCCCAGAGCGUCGAGCAGGCCCAACAUCGCGGCGGUGGAGCCGUUUUUGCGGCGGCGAAACCCGCCGCUGGCCCCCGAGGCGCCGCCGCCGCAGCUCAGCAAAAGCGACCCCAAGUACCAGACGUUGCCAUACAACACCAAGUUCGCGGCCUCGCUGGCCGCCGGCCGCGCGGCCAACAAGGCGGCCGAGCUGCAGAACAACCAGGACCAGCAGCCGCACCUCAUCAACAAUAACAACAACGUCAACAACAACAACAAUUACAACAACAUGGUCAACUUGGUGCACAGUGCGCCGGCGGUGGCCAACGCCAAAAAGGGACACGCCAUCGGCAUGAAUCAGGAGCAGCAGGAGUCGAACGCAAACCAACAUCAACAGCAGCAACAACAACAACAAAGGCUACAAAGUGGCCCAGCCUACGUGCCUCCACCUCCACCUCCUGCUGGUUCCAGGGGCCAGCCAGUGGGCGGCUCCGGCAACGGGGCCCGAGGGUCCCACCGACUCAGUGGGGCGGAAUUGGCCCUGAAUGUGGCCUCGAUGGUGCAACAGGUGGCCGGCGCCAGUCACCCGCCCCAUGCAGGUCAGCCGCAGCAGCAACAAGAGCCGGUGACCUCAACCCCCAGCACCCCACUCUCCACGCAACAGCGCCCUGUGAGCAGCGUGGCUCCAUCAGUGGUGACCACCCCCAACCAGCAGCAGCAGGCGCAGCAACCCCAUGCACAAAAGCCGUCCCCCAUCUAUCAGGGCAAAACGCAAACGACAGGGGCUGUACCACAAAACCUCACCCUGUCUCCACCUCAAAGUACCUCAACUCCCAUCGGCACCCCCGAGGUCAACCCCGAGAGCACUACGGCCAAAACGCGCCCGGCGCUGCCCCCAAAGCCCGCACCCCCGCCGCGCCUCCUGCAGCAAAUUUUGCAGCAGCAGCAGCAAAACUCGCAGCAGAACGCGCCCAACGAGGAGCCCAACUCGCCCCCGCCGCCCCCAGCGACGGACCCCCCUGCGGAGGAGCCAUCGACCCCGCCCGGCAAGCGGCAGAACAGUGAGUUGCCCAUUAAGGCUCGCCCUUUGGCGCUCAAAAAACCUUUGAUGGCAGUCGAGCAGCCCAAGCUGAAGGCCUCGGUCGCCAGCAACCGGCGAAUCGAAAUGCCCCCCGCCUUCCUCUUCCCCGAAAACGAGCCGCCGCCGGCUGACCUCAGCCCCCACUUGGCCGACCCUCCCCUGAAGGAGACGUCGGUCGACGAGCCGGACAGAGUCAUGCCCAACGAGGAGAAAAUGGACAACGUCGACCUCAUGAACAACAUCAACCAAGAACAUCUUUCCGGAGAGCAACUGGUAAAGCGCGCGAGAAAAGGUGGCCUUAAAAUGAAAGGCGCUUCCAAAGCUCAGGCUGCGAUGAGAAGGGUGAGUUUUGAUCCCUUGGCACUGCUGCUGGACGCCUCACUUGAAGGAGAACUGGAGCUGGUCAAGAGAACAGCGACCCAGGUGACCAACCCAAGUGCAGCCAACGACGAGGGCAUCACUGCCCUUCACAAUGCGAUUUGCGCCGGCCACUUUGAAAUAGUCAAGUUUCUUGUGCAGUUCGGGUGUGAUGUGAAUGCUCAGGACAGUGAUGGCUGGACCCCUCUUCACUGUGCGGCCUCUUGCAACAACCUUGCCAUGGUCAAAUUUCUGGUGGAGCACGGCGCCUGCAUUUUCGCCACAACCCAUUCCGAUAUUGAAACGGCAGCAGAAAAGUGUGAGGAGGAUGAGGAAGGUUUUGACGGAUGCUCCGAGUACCUGUACAGUGUGCAAGAGAAGUUGGGAAUCUUGAAUCAGGGCGCUGUGUACGCCGUGUACGACUACGAAGCUCACAACACCGACGAGCUCAGUUUCAACGACGGGGACCAGUUGGUGGUUCUCAGAAAGGGCGAUGAGCUCGAGAGAGAAUGGUGGUGGUCCAAGAUUGGCAGCAAGGAAGGAUAUGUCCCUCGCAACCUUUUGGGGCUUUAUCCGAGAGUGAAACCGAGCAAGGUGGAAUGACAGAAGUUGAGGACGAGGCGCGAAGGCCGUCACAGCAUCCUUUGAGCCGAGUUGAGAGUCGAGAGCUGCAGCCGUGGGACCAGUUCAAGUAUACACAAAAAAGAACUAGUGGGAUUCAAAUAUCUGCGCGUAGGAAUUGUGCCUUCAAAUCAGUACUUGUUAGUGCAUGGGUGAGAAAGAAACGAUUGAGUAAUAAAAAGGCGAACUAAAGAUGAAAUGUAAAGGAUCAGUGGUAAUAGACUUGGAAAAUGUACUUGAAGUUGAGUAUUUGUUGUUGUAUUAUACAUAAAAAAAUGUUAUUAUAAAUAUUAUAUACGACGCGACUAAGCAAAAUGGAAAUAUUUUAUAUAAAUACAGAUAUUACGAUAUGUAAAAUGCUCUAGCCUAUAAAAUCAUCAUGUUUAUAAGCUAGUCAAGCAUGUAUGAUUUGAGACAAAUGAUAUAUAUCACCGGACAAGAAACUCGCGCACCUGCUUUUCUUUCCCCACUUGCCCCUCAAAUGAGUGUUUGUAACAAUUAUCGUUGUUGAAGAAAAUCGCAAAAAUUCAAUCUUGUAAAUCUAAAAUUAUUGCUAAGAGAAACGAUUUUGGUUAUGUGCCUUAAAAAAAAAUACCCUUCCUUGGAUAUUUCUGUGCCCCCACCUGAUAUAAUAUAAACUCAUUAUGAAUGCUUCGAAUUUAUAAUUGUACUUAUGCUUAUUACGCAGCAAGUUGUGACCAAAGUAAUAU
Molecule: messenger RNA, 4172 nt
Organism: Neocloeon triangulifer
Lineage: Eukaryota; Metazoa; Arthropoda; Insecta; Ephemeroptera; Baetidae
Gene: ASPP
Product: apoptosis-stimulating of p53 protein 2
Exons: 16
Coding region: 355-3444 (1029 amino acids)
Biological process (GO): signal transduction; regulation of apoptotic process
Cellular component (GO): nucleus
Molecular function (GO): p53 binding
Source: RefSeq, a predicted model, not a curated record